CUGUGACUCCCUAUAUAAGGAGGCUCUCAUUUCUGGUAGAGUGCUCAGACUCCUCUACUAAAAUGCUUAUCGCCACCUCUUCAACUGACCAUCGGAUUCUCAAGUCUUCAAAGAAUGAGAGCUGUGACCCGGAGCUGCCACACUGAGCAAUAAAGCUCGGCUGUGCCUCAGAGAUGUGUUUCAGAGCUACCACACUGAGUUGUAAUAUUUGGCUAUAGCACAGAGCUGCUCCUCUCUGCUGCAACACUUCUGAGCAUCCCAAGACCAAGCCCUAACUUCCAUGGGAAGCUCUUCCCCAUCCCACCCAAUGGCUGGUGCAGGCCCAAGACCACACAUUGGCAUUGCUAUGGAGAAGAGGCCCUGCAAAAAGCCACUGUCUCCUUUUAAGGGAAAGAGAGUCAGGCCUGGGCACUGGUGGGCAGCCCUGAGAAAGGUUUCCUCCGCUAUGAUGUCAUACAGAAAGGGUGGGGUGUGGCAGAAUGUGGGUGAGCUCUGUUACCAAGGCACUUGCCACACAGGUGGCUGCCAGAAAGGUUCUAGCACACCUAGGGUCAGCACCCUACUGGCCUAGAUCUGUGCAACUGAACCUUGCCCUACAUGUUUUCGCUUUGUUUUUGGGCUACAUUGUUGGUGCACUGGCAACAGAUAUGCCUGUCCAUCCUGGCUGUCCCACAGCCAGGCUGGACCCCAUACCCAGUUCAGCUGAACUCUGAGCCCCUAGCAGCUAAUAAGCCCUCUUCCCUUGAUUCUGAUCUCCCAAUCAAAUCACUCACUGCCCUUACUCCCCCAGAAGAGCCUGGGGGCUUUGUUUACCCGGAUUCCUCGGUGCCCACCAAGAUGUUGUCGCCACCUCAGAGGUUUGCUGGACAGCUCUUCCCACAGAUGGAUAAGGUUGCCGCCCCACAUCAAGGUCUGUGUGCCAAGCUACCUUGGCAAGAGAGGCUCCAAAAACUGGUUCUGAUGGUAGAUGGGGGUCAGAAUCAAUUUCUAGCUCUGCCUCCUCGCCUCAAAAGGAAGAUCCAGACUUCUGGGCUCCAUCACAUUGCAGACCACCAGGCAGGUGAAGUACCUUUUGUACCUCUGGACAGGCAGCAGUCAAAAGCAGCAAAGUUUCUUUCACACCUGAACAAGGAGGAGGAGCAGGAUCAGCAUCAGCAACUCCCUGAAGUGGUGGUUGGAACUCCACAUCAACUUGAAAAACCUAAGUUUCAGCAGCAGGGGAUCCUAGCUCAGUCCUCAGUGUCCCCUGAGCAGUUUGGACCUUUCACUGAGAAGGAAGAGGCUCCAACUCAGCAGCCCAACCCUGCCAUGAAGGAUAAACCUUCUGCAUCCCAGGGCAGGGUCCCAAGUUGGCAUGCAGAGCUUCCUGAGGAGCGUUCUGGACACCAGCAGGAGAACUCAGCUCUGUCCCCAAACUUCUCUGCCAGAGGUGCACUUCAAUCAGUCCACCACGAGCUCCCAGCUCAGCCUCGGAGACCCUCUGUGAGUGCUACAAUGACAUUUGUAGCCCAGCUUCUGAGCUACCUGAGGACAUGACACCAUCUCCAGUCCCCCAGGAGGCUGCAGCCCCACCUUCAGGGCCACCUAAGGAGCUGGAACCUUCUCCAGCUCAGCAGAUGACACCACCUCAGCCUGUAGAACUCCCUGAGGUGGGCAAACUCCCCGUGCUGCUGCCAGCCCCAUCUCCACCCCCAGAGCCUCCUGAGGAGGUAGAGCUUUCUCUGGCUCAGUCAGUGGACCCAUCUCAGCAUCCACAUGAGCCACCCAGUGAGAGUGUAGCUCCCCCUCCAGCCCAAUAUGAUAUUAUAGUUUCAUUCCCAGUGCAGAACCAAGCUGUGCUGCCACCAUUGCCCAGUGUUGCAUCUGAUUAUUUGGACGUGGAAACCACUAUCACUCCAGUAUGCACUGCAGAGGGUGAACUUCCUACUGGCCUCCAGAGGUCUGCAGCUGUUCAUGCAAGGCCCGCCAAGGUGACAUUUCCACCACCAAACCUGAUUCUGGGCACAGUUGGACCUUUGGACCCAGAGCUUACCAGAACUCCACCGUGGACUGCAGAAGCUAGAGUUUCUCCAGCUAUGCAGAAGCCCUCCUCCCAGCCUGCAGACCCAGCUGAGUCUGUCACUCAACCUCCAGUGCCUCCUGAGACGGGAGCUCCAAAUCCUCAUCAGGAGCCCACUCAACAUCGCCCAUCACCCCCGGUCACAGGCCCAUUUUCCCACAUGGAUCCCAGCAGCUCUGCCGUGCCCUCCACAGAGGCUGCACACUCUCCGUCCCUGCAGAAAUCUACAGCUCCUCCUGUAACAUGGACUGGGGUGACGCUGCCACACCCAGACCAGGUUCAGGCUCAGCAUCCAAUCCUGACUGAAGUCACCACUCAACCAUUGGAGGGGAAGCCUUUAACCGUGCUAAGUGCACAGAGCAGCACAACACACAAGGACAUAUGCGAGCUCUGUUCCUGCCAGGAGGAGACCCUGUCUUGCACUGACCUCGGCCCCACCCGCAGGCUGCACGAGGUGCCUGCCCUUGAGCCCAGUGCCCACAACAGGACCUUCACCAUCUUAAAUUUCCAAGGAAAUUCUAUUUCUUCCCUUGAUAAGAAUGUUUGGAGAACAUACCAGUGGGGUGAGAAACUAAAUCUCAGUGAAAACUCCCUGACUGAAUUACGAAAAGACUCCUUUGCAGGCCUGAUGUCCCUGCAGUACUUAGAUUUAUCCUGAAAUAAAAUACAUUCAAUUGAAAGAGGGACAUUUGACUCACUACCCUUUUUGCAGUUUGUAAAUCUUCACUGCAAUUUUGUUUCUCAGAUCAGCUACGGAACAUUUCAUGCAUGGCACAGGAUGCAGUUUUUACAUCAAGUAGUCCUCAACAAUAACCCUCUGACAACUAUCGAAGAUCUAUCUUUUUUUAAAUUACCAGCAUUAAAACACCUAGACUUAGGAGCAACACACGUGCCCCCUGCAGUGCUAGAGAACAUCCUCACCAUGACUCUGGAGUUGCAAAAACUGAUCUUGCCGAGCCACAUGGCCUGCUGCCUCUGCCAAAUUAAGAGUGAUAUCUAGGUUGUGUGCCCGACAGUCAAGCUGGACUGUGACAGCACCUGUUUGUCCAACACCAUGCAGUGCCUUGAGGCAGCAGCCAUGGGGAAUGUGGAUGGGGCACUCAUGAAGGCGCUGCAGGCCCGCAACAACAGCACCAGUGCCCAACUGAGCAUCAAGCCUGAGAUGUUGUCUUCAUAACAAAGUGUGGGCCCCUGAUUGGGCAUCAUGAAUGACCAGCUCAAGUUUCAUGACCAAAGUGACGUGACUGACACCCUCAGCUACAUGGUGCCCUAUCUCUCAGAGGGAAACCCAGAGGAUGUGCAGUCAGCUCUACUGCUACUCAUUGCAAGGCUUUUUCCAAAUGCGUUUCAUGGAGAUAACACAGAUUCUUUAAAAAAAGAUAAAAAGAAGUCCUCCUUUAUCCAUGAAUCCAACAAAAAUAAAUUGGAAGAGCUGUAUUUGCUCAGAAAUUGGUUAAAUAUAGAAAUUCAGAAAAAAAUGUAGGAGGUUAAGAAGGAAGAAGACACUGUCAGGUUUAUACAGCCCAGCAUUUUGGGUCCCACCUUGGAGCCUCAAAUAUCUAGAACACUGGGAAGGGCUCCAACACAGGAAAACAGCAUGAGGGAGGACCUGAGAGGAAGGAGAAGGCUGCACCCAGUGGACAGGGUCCUCAGGGGCCUGAAGGGCACAGGUAGAAGGCUGCUGCAGGACAGGUGGAAGCAGCAGGUCAGGGGCAGGCAGGUCACCUGGUCCCUUGCACAAGUAGCCUUGGGGACCCCAGUGCCAUGGAGCUGGAGCAGCAUCAUGAGGGCCCCCAGGCCCAGGAACCUGGCCAGAUACUCCAUCCUCACAGAAGGACAGAGGGCAGCUGCCCCUUCCUCCCUGCCAGCUCCCUGGCUGGGCAGGUCCCCCACCUCCACCCCUGCCAGAGCCCAGCCUGUGGUGAGAGGCAGAGCGAAAGACUUCACCCACAGCAUAUGGUUUCUAAACCACGGGCAGGACAGAGUGCUAAGAAUGAAGGCAACUCCACCUGCCUGGCAGUCACAAAAGCGUCGUCUCUUGGCUGAAACUCUCUUCCCUGUGUCCCUCAAAACAGCCCAGGCCAACCUGAGGGCACAGCUCACCAAGGGAAAUGCACGCAGUGGCCUGAGCCCAGCAAAGAGGCCUGGGUUCUGGGAACUGAGGAGCCUCAUGGACUCGCCUCCAGGAGGCUUCCCGUCAGCACCAGGGGACCUUCGUGUGUCUGCUGCAGACUCUGCCUCGGGCUCGGCCUCGACCCCCACACACACAUCACCUCCCCAGUGCUGCCGUCCCUGGGGGUCGGGUUAGAAACGCAGCUGAAUCACUUGCUGCAGCCGCUCAUCCCUGACGACAACCUGAGAAGGUUCUUCGCCCAGGUCAUCAGCAUUUUGAAAAUGGACUGCGCUGAGGCCCCCCCCCCACCUGUGCCAAGCUCAUCUCCAAGUCUCACCGCCUGCUGAUGCUUCUGACUGAUCAGCGGGAGGCCACGGUGUCCCAGGCCCGGGGGGAGCAACAGCAGCUGUAUUCUGACCCCGUGGUCAUGGAGGGGACAGAAGCCCAUGGCAAGCAGAAGGGACAGCAGACACCUUGGAUGUUUAGAGAACAUGUUCUUGAAGGCAUGUAUAUAUACAAAUGCAUCAUUGGGGCAUUAGCAGCCCUGGCUGUGAUACGGAUAGCUGUCAUCAUCGUCCUCUGCGUCAGGCAGAGUUACCAGCACAGAAGAGCCAGAGUAGAUGAUCCAGAGGCCAGGAGGAAGCCCAGCAAAGAGGCCAAGCCUGCAGAAUCAGCCAGUGACAGGGAGAAUGACAGGGAGAGUGAUGAGCUAGUGGAGAUCCUCACCGACUGGCCUCAUCCUGCACGUGACCAGCAAAGCUUAUUUUUCCUUCGUCAACAAAAACUUUCUCAUCUCCUGCUAAAAAAAAAAAAAAAUACUAUUAUUGUUUUUAUGGAUGAGAUUUAUAUCUUUUAGUUAAUCUAGGAAUUUGGUCCAGUUCAGGUGUGUAUGUGAGAGCGUGUGUACGUAAUCUUUUAUUUUUCUUUCACAUCAGGAUUAUUUAUUUUUGUCAGACACAGAUAACAUCACUUCAUGGAACUACUCUAAGUGGCAGUUUAGAGUAAUAAUUUAUACUUAAGGUCUUAUAAAGCUAGAUUUUUUUAAAUGAAGCAUAUAUAAUGAAACCUUCCUUUGCUUCAUGAAAAUUUAUCACUUACAAUCUGUGUGCUUUUCUGUGUUUGUUAUUCUUCAGUUAAAUAUAUGCCAAUAAACAAAAGGAAAACAUGCUAUAGUAGGUAGAGAGUAUGAAAA
This is a messenger RNA of Heterocephalus glaber (naked mole-rat), 5364 nucleotides long. RefSeq lists its product as uncharacterized. The record is from RefSeq and is a predicted model, not a curated record. Lineage: Eukaryota; Metazoa; Chordata; Mammalia; Rodentia; Bathyergidae. Gene Ontology annotation, molecular function: protein binding.